Molecule: messenger RNA, 700 nt
Organism: Impatiens glandulifera
Lineage: Eukaryota; Viridiplantae; Streptophyta; Magnoliopsida; Ericales; Balsaminaceae
Product: D-aminoacyl-tRNA deacylase
Exons: 8
Coding region: 59-556 (165 amino acids)
Biological process (GO): tRNA metabolic process
Cellular component (GO): cytoplasm
Molecular function (GO): D-tyrosyl-tRNA(Tyr) deacylase activity
Source: RefSeq, a predicted model, not a curated record
AACAUUGUUCGGACUCGUCGUGAAAGUGAAGUUCUGUGUUUUGUCGGAGAGUAAAGCAAUGAGAGCAGUGGUUCAGAGAGUAGUCUCCGCUAGCGUUGAGGUGGAGGGCCGCGUCGUAUCGGAGAUUGGGCCCGGUCUUCUCGUUCUCGUCGGUCUUCACGAGUCUGAUGUCGACGCAGAUGCCGAUUACAUAUGCCGGAAAGUUCUUAACAUGAGAUUGUUUCCUAAUGAGAAAAGUGGGAAAACUUGGGAUCAGAAUGUAAUGCAAAAGGGCUUAAGUGUUUUGCUUGUGAGUCAGUUUACAUUGUAUGGAAUUUUAAAGGGUAACAAGCCGGAUUUUCAUGUGGCCAUGUCACCUGACAGAGCCAAGGUCUUCUAUGAAUCCCUUGUCAAUAGAUUCAAGAAAUCCUAUACACCUGAUGUAGUCAAAGAUGGUAUAUUUGGAGCGAUGAUGAAGGUCAAUUUGGUUAAUGAUGGACCAGUUACUAUGCAACUUGACUCAUCACAACCAUCCAACUCCAAAACUUCAAAUGAUGCAAAUAACAAGACUCAGUAGGUCUUAGUUGUUAAUAAGACUCUUGUUUAUUGUUGUUGCAAAGACACAUUUUUACUGGCAUUGAAUGAGAUUUUGUAGCCAAUGCCUCUCCAGUCAUUAUGAGAAACUCAAAUCUUGCAUUUCUAUAAAUUUGUUCCUUGAUAU